Messenger RNA from Adineta ricciae, 459 nucleotides. The record is from the annotation of a GenBank genome assembly. Lineage: Eukaryota; Metazoa; Rotifera; Eurotatoria; Adinetida; Adinetidae.
AUGGCAGGAGCAAAGCGAUCCGUAGAUUUAAGUAGUGCAGACAUUCAACAAGCAUGGCAAGAUGUUAGAAAUGAUGGUGCAGAUACGAAUUGGAUUUUAUUGACGUAUGCUGAUAAUGGUGACGUGGUACUUAGUGGCAAAGGUACAGGUGGUUUGACGGAAAUGAAAGAACAGAUGAACAGCAAUCAAGUUUAUUUUGGCGUAGUACGUGUCCGAGCUGUUGACGAUCAUGGAAGUAAACGUGCAAAAUUUGUUUUUAUUACAUAUGUUGGUGCAGGUGUCCCUGCCAUACGCCGUGCUCGUGUGUCAACGCAUAAACCUGAAUUCGAAAGAUUGUUCAAUGGUUAUCACAUCCAAGUCUAUGCGAAUUCUGAAGACGAUCUGUCAGAAGAUGCAAUCACAUCAUCAUUACAGGCAUGCGCUGGUGCACAUAAACCACAAGCCUAUGAAUUCUCCUAA